GCAGAGGAAAUCUAAAAUCUCAGCCUCUCGCAAGCUGAUGCUAAAGAGCUUGAUGGUAGCCAAGGCUAAGGAGGAUCUGGAGCAGGAAAUGGUAGAAAAAGAGGAGCAGAAGGAAAGGUACCUGGAAGAAAAAGCUCCUCCAGUACAGACGAGCAGCAUGUCCUUAGCAGAGCUACAGACAUUAUGUCAAGAGCUGCAUGCCAAAAUAGAUGUGGUGGACGAGGAGCGGUAUGAUAUUGAAGCCAAAGUCUUGCACAACACCAGAGAGAUCAAAGACCUAAACAUCAAGGUACUGGACCUGCGAGGGAAGUUUAAGAGGCCCAACCUGAGAAGGGUCAGGGUGUCUGCUGACGCCAUCCUGCGCUCCCUACUGGGCUCCAAACACAAGGUCUCUUUGGAUCUGCGAGCUAAUCUCAAAUCAGUCAAGAAGGAGGACACAGAAAAGGAGAAGACAGUGGAGGUGAGCGACUGGAGGAAGAAUGUGGAAGCCAUGUCAGGCAUGGAGGGCCGCAAGAAGAUGUUUGAUGCAGCAAAGGGCCCCAGCCAGUAGACAGGUGUUAACAAACAAACAACUGGCUUUCAUUUUAUGUCAAAUACAAUCACUUGUCAUGCAUAGCGUGUUGGCCAUCAGCACAAAACAUAAAUGCAUAAAAACUCAAACUCUUCACAAGGUCACAGAAAAUAUCUUAAUAUUUUAUAUCCAGUGUCUUUUUCCUCUAACACCCAAAUUUACAGUGUGUUUAGUUUCAUUGUCACUGAAAUAAACACAGCAUAUGCAAUCUCUCA
Messenger RNA from Thunnus maccoyii (southern bluefin tuna), 786 nucleotides. RefSeq names its product troponin I, slow skeletal muscle-like. Gene Ontology annotation, biological process: muscle contraction. Lineage: Eukaryota; Metazoa; Chordata; Actinopteri; Scombriformes; Scombridae. The coding region runs from base 38 to 550 and encodes 170 amino acids. Gene Ontology annotation, cellular component: troponin complex. The record is from RefSeq and is a predicted model, not a curated record. The transcript is spliced from 5 exons.